AUAUGGACACAGAAAGCCAGCUCCAGGUUUCGAAUUCAGAGCAGCAGAAUGAAGGAACCUCUUUUUCUAAAACUUGUUUCCAUGGACUCAACGCCUUGGCAGGUAUUGGCAUACUCUCAAUGCCAUAUGCAGUUUCACAAGGAGGGUGGCUGAGUUUCAUGCUACUAAUCAUUUUUGCCAUGAUAUGUUGGUACACAGCUUUACUUCUAGAAAGGUGUAUGAAUCAACAACCAUUAAUCAAAUCCUAUCCUGAUAUAGGUGAAGUUGCUUUUGGAUAUAAAGGAAGAGUUGUAAUAGCAAGUUUUAUAUAUGUAGAGCUUUUUUUAGUUGCUGUGGAGCUUCUUAUAUUAGAAGGUGAUAAUUUGGAGAAGUUGUUUCCAAAUAUGAGUUUCACAUUGUUUGGACUUAGAAUUGGAAGUAAAAGUGGUUUUGUGUUAAUCACUGCUUUGAUAAUAUUACCAUCAACUUGGUUGAGAAGUUUAGGAGCUUUGGCUUAUAUAGCUCUUUGUGGGAUAAUGGUUUCUUUCAUUUUAGCUGGUUGUGUUGUGUGGGUGGGAGAAUUUGAUGGUGUAGGGUUUCAUGAAAGAGGUAAGUUAGUAAAUUUUGGAGGAUUGUCAACUGCAAUGAGCCUUUUUGCUUUCAGUUACUGUGCUCAUGGAUUAAUGCCAACAUUAUCUAAUUCCAUGAAUGAUAGAAAGCAGUUUUCAAAGGUUUUGCUGGUUUGCUUUAUGGCAAGCACAAUUAUCAAUGGAGCUGUAGCUGUGUUAGGCUACAUGAUGUUUGGAGAUCAUUUAAAGUCUCAAAUCACAUUAAAUCUACCAACAAAUAAAAUCAGUACAAAAAUAGCAAUAUAUGCCACAGUAAUAACUCCUUUCACCAAGUAUGCUAUGGUAAUCACUCCAAUAAUCAAUGCCAUUGAGGACAAAUGGCAUCUAUGCAAGAGAAGACCCUUAAGCAUUCUCAUAAGAACAAGCAUUGUAAUCAGCAGUGUAAUUGUGGCACUAUUUGUUCCAUUUUUUGGAUACAUUAUGGCUUUUAUUGGUGCUUUCUUGAGCAUGGCAAUGUCAUUGUUGUUUCCUUGCAUUUGCUACUUAAAGAUGCACAAAGCUGCUAGGCGAUUUGGGUUAGAGUUGAUCAUAAUCAUAUCAAUUAUGAGCAUUGGUACAUUUAUUGGAAUACAAGGUACCUACAGUUCACUUGUUCAAAUAGUUAAAAAUAUAAAGACAUGAAGGUUAUGCUUCUAGCUUCUAAAUAAACUAUUUGAGUUCUACUACAAAUGUAUAAUACUAAUUAGUGAAAUAUAUUUUUCGUUGAUUUACUCCUUGUUCAUGAAUUAAAGAGGAAAGUGGAGUAUGCUUGUGUCCCUCAUGCAUAUUUGAAUAUCAUCUUAGUUCCAUUUUGACUUCCAAUGCAAGCAUCUAUCCUUUUUUAUCAUAUAGUAAAUGGCUAGACCAAACAAAUCCUAACAAGUUGGUUGUGGUAUUUCACAACAAGCACAAACACCAAAACUCUAUGUGAGACCUAGGUUGCCUAUGAAACAUGUUUGUAAGUUACCUUGCUCCAAUAAAAGAUUGUUGUACUCCACUAUCUAUGUCAAAUUUAUGAAUGUAUGUUACACAUUAAUUUUACUA
This is a messenger RNA of Medicago truncatula (barrel medic), 1631 nucleotides long. RefSeq names its product amino acid transporter AVT1I. Gene Ontology annotation, molecular function: L-amino acid transmembrane transporter activity. Lineage: Eukaryota; Viridiplantae; Streptophyta; Magnoliopsida; Fabales; Fabaceae. The record is from RefSeq and is a predicted model, not a curated record. Gene Ontology annotation, biological process: amino acid transmembrane transport. Bases 3 to 1229 code for a protein of 408 amino acids. Gene Ontology annotation, cellular component: vacuolar membrane. The transcript is spliced from 3 exons.